CAACAAAGUUCGGAAACAUCGAAACCAAAAGAAGAAAAUUAAAGAAGCAUGAAAACCCAACUGCCUGAACUCCUCCUCUCCCUCCUCUGCGCAACAUUACUCUUCCACCUCCAGCCAAUCCCAGCCGUCGGAGAGCCCGAGCCUAAUGGCACAACAAACGCCAUAGAUUUCAUCCGUACGAGCUGCGGCACAACGUUGUACCCGGACAUCUGCUACACCUCGCUGUCCCGCUACGCCAACGCCAUACAACAAAACCCGGCUCGGCUGGCGAAAGUAGCCAUGUCCGUGAGCCUAGCCAAGGCAAAGCGCAUGGCCGCCUACGUGUCCAACAUCUCCCGCCAAGCCGACUACGGCGCCGACCCCCGAGCCUCGGCGGCGCUACACGAUUGCUUCACCAACUUCGGGGACGCCGUGGACGAGAUCCGCGGAUCGCUGAAGCAGAUGCGCCAGCUGAGCGGCGGCGCGGGAGCUGAAUCGUUCAGCUUCCAGAUGAGCAACGUGCAGACGUGGAUGAGCGCGGCGCUGACGGACGAGGACACGUGUACUGACGGAUUCCAGGACGUGAGUGACGGUUCCGUGAAGACGGACGUGUGUGAUCGGGUGGCGAGGGCCAAGAAGUUCACGAGCAACGCGCUUGCGUUUGUGAACAGUUACGCUGCCAAGGGCACGCCUUGAUCACGAUGGGCUUGCUUUUGUCUACGACCGUUUGUGUUUUUCAGUGAAGUAGAACAGAUUAGCGUGAGACCACGCGCGUUUUAUGUUUUUUGAAUGUCAUCAGUUAUGUAUAUUUUGGCUUUUCCUUUUC
Molecule: messenger RNA, 805 nt
Organism: Alnus glutinosa
Lineage: Eukaryota; Viridiplantae; Streptophyta; Magnoliopsida; Fagales; Betulaceae
Product: 21 kDa protein-like
Exons: 1
Coding region: 49-675 (208 amino acids)
Biological process (GO): negative regulation of catalytic activity
Molecular function (GO): enzyme inhibitor activity
Source: RefSeq, a predicted model, not a curated record